AUGGGCACGCUCUACCACGUUAUGCACACCGGUGCAAGGCCAAUUGGCCUGCCCGAAUUCAUGGACGCCCUGCGCGCCAUCUCCCCUCCUCGCUUCCCCUUUACCAGAGGCUCACGACGUAGACAGGUUGCCAUGGCCGUAAGCGGCGGCGUGGAUUCUAUGGCCCUUGCCUUCCUCUGCUCCCAAGUGCGCAAACUGGAACCCGACUUCAAAUUCUCCGAUAAUGUUGUCUCCAACUUUCGCGGCUUUAUCGUUGACCAUGGCCUCCGCCCAGAAUCUAGCGAGGAAGCCAAAUUUGUCUGCAAAGCCCUCCAUAAUAUGGACUUCUCUGCCGAGAUAUUCACACUCCAAUGGUCCAAGACGGCACUGCGCGGCCACGACCAUCCCAAGGAUUUGCCUAAUCUCGAGAGCGUCGCCCGCAGGCUGCGCUAUCAGAAACUGGGAUUUUCGUCCCACCUUCGGAAGAUUGCUUCGCUGCUGCUUGCGCACCACGAAGAUGACCAGUACGAGACCCUUCUCAUGCGCCUGCUACAGGGCCACGGCAGUCGUGGUCUGCGCGGCAUGCAGAAAGCCCAAGAUAUCCCCGAGUGUGAGGGCCUAUUCGGCGCAAACCGGAGUGGUUACAUUGACGAUCAGCGUCGCGAAUUUCCAUACUACGACUUGAAGCCGUCGCGGAGGGAGUGCAAGUCUCUACGCCAAGAACUCAAGUCUGAAAUGAUAGACCCUGCUAUGCUUCAGAUAGAAUUGAAUGGGUAUUCUGCGACUGGCUUAAUCGACGUUGAUUUGGCAGAAAUAUACCAGCCAAGUGAUGUACCAAUAGAGGAGAUGUCUCCGUGGAAGCGGUCUGACCCAGUGGAAAUUAACGACAUUGAGGUGGAAGAUGGUGGUGUUACUGUAUACCGGCCUUUGCUGGAGUUUAGUAAGGACCGCUUGAUUGCUACUUGUGUGGAGAACAAUGUCCCUUGGUGGGAAGAUGCUACGAAUAAGGACCCCACGCUGACGAUGCGAAACGCUGUCAGACACUUGCACAAGGGCUACACACUCCCUGUAGCUCUACAGAAGCCGGCUAUCCUUGCCUUGUCCAAAAGAUGUGAGCUCAGAGCUCAAGCGCAGGAGGCCGAAGCUAAUAGGCUGCUAAGCCGAACCAUCAUUCACGAUUUCGAAACGUACGUCGGGACCGUAACCGUUCAAUUCCCUGUCAUCAAAUCACCCCUAACGAAGAGGGACUUGCGCUCACCGCUGCGCCGUCGAGCGCGCCUCGCGAGAAGAAGAGAAGUUGCUGCGAUUGUCUUGCGCAGAAUCCUGGAGCUGGUGACCCCUGAAUUACACUCACCGCUCCUUGCGACUUUAGUAGGCCAUGUAGCUCGUCUGUUCUCAUCUCUCGCUAGCCCUGACGAAGCUACGUUAGCCAACCAUCCCAAGGCAUUUACUGUCGCCGGCGUGCAUCUCGUCCCCAUCGAAUAUAAACCUGACUCCAAAGACACCCCACAAGGUACGAGUGAGGGCCUUGAACAGCCACGGCUAGCCUGGUACCUCUCACGCGCGCCAUAUUCUGCCACCAAGCCUCUCCCGCGCGUUCACACACCGUAUCGUGCCGUCUUGCGCGACGACACGGGGCUUUGGAAGGGGUCCCGGCGCACAGUAUGGAAGCUAUGGGACGGUCGCUACUGGAUCAACAUCUACCACCGGCUCCCGUACCGCCUUGUUGUGCAGCCAUUCUUGAUCGAGCACGUGAAAAUCUUCCGAGAAUUAUUAAGCGAAAACACCAAGUAUCGCCUAGCGGCACUACUCAAGAAGUAUGCCCCUGGUAAGGUCAGAUAUACCCUGCCGGGCCUCUAUCUCGAGGAGCCCCUAGACCUAGAGAGCGAAGAUGUCGAGCCAAGGCCGGGAUACCCAAACCCGGUGCGUGUAGACAACAACGCCAACGCCAACACCAUCACCGACGAUGGUACCGGGACCCCGGCGCCGGCGCCAUCCCUACAUCCCAGGGUCCUGGACGUCUCUAAGAUGAAACUCCUCGCGCUGCCCACCCUCGGCAUCCACAUCCCCAACCUCGAGAGGUGGGCUUCGUACAAGGUGAGGUACCGCAAGGCUGACCCGAAGACGCUGAGUACGGCCGGCUCGUUUAGUAAAGGAUCUUUUGGCACUCCCCGCGUAAGGGGGCGAGAGCCUGGGGCCAGAAGAGGAAGAGUAUUUGGGACUUCGGGGAAGAUGAAGAAGAUGAAGAGGCAGGGUGUGAUGUCUCGACAAAGGGAGAGGAGGAAAACAGAAUAACGACGAGUCAUUCGAGCGUUGAAAUAGAUACAUAAGAACCUACCGACUAGGUAGGUAAGGUAGAAAUAUGAUAUGCUUGACCCUGAUAAACCAAGAUCUAGAUAGUUAUAGUGAUCACCUAAUUACCUUCCUUCUCGGAUUUUGAAUCCCCCUUGAAAAAACCGAAUAUCAAAACUAGGUCGGUAGGUACCUACUUAGGCACCUAGCAUAUUGUAGAG
Messenger RNA from Hypoxylon fragiforme, 2492 nucleotides. RefSeq names its product adenine nucleotide alpha hydrolases-like protein. Bases 1 to 2274 code for a protein of 757 amino acids. Gene Ontology annotation, biological process: tRNA processing. The transcript is spliced from 2 exons. Lineage: Eukaryota; Fungi; Ascomycota; Sordariomycetes; Xylariales; Hypoxylaceae. The record is from RefSeq and is a predicted model, not a curated record. Gene Ontology annotation, molecular function: ATP binding; ligase activity, forming carbon-nitrogen bonds.